CCUUCAUCGCCGCAGCGUUCGCUGUUUGGAUAUGGUAGCCAGCUUUGAACGGUCAUCACCUGCUGCCACUCAGGCCAACUCCCGCGCUUCCCCACCACUGCCAUGGCUCCUUCUCCGCUAUUCGCCGCCGCCGUCUCGGCGCCGUAUUCGCCGCCUCUGCUCUCGUUCUCCUCUCCCUGCUCUUCCGGUCAUCCUCACCUGGCGUUUAGCAGCUCUUGUACGAAGCUGUCCUGGCUUCAAGCAUGGAGAAUCAAGGUGGCUUCCCCAACCUGGUCAGCAGUAUCCAAGAGCAGGAGAACUUUGGUAUGUGCAGUCGGCCAAAAUGCAGAGGAAGCAUUCAAGAAGACUGUGGAAGUAGAUUUGCUGAUAGAGGCACUGAGGGAAGCAAGUCCAACAGAACUUCAGAAGCUUGUUGUUGAGAAUGUUCUUGCUUUCAACGAAGCUUUUUGGAUACGACUUGCUGCAAGAGCAGAUACAUGCAAUUCGGAGGAUGAUAAAGCAUGGCUUUUGACUUGGUUAAUUCUUAAAGAUUACGAGGAAUUGGCUAUUUCCAUAAUGAGCAUUGUUGAUCGUCUAGUCCAUAAGACCAAGGAAAUGAUAAACUCGUCUACUGAUGUUCUUAAGGCAAUACUGCAACCUGUCCUUGAUCCGACGGAAGAGCUAACCUGGCCUCCAAGAGACCCCCAGGCCCUUGAGCUCAUGGAGAAAAAAUACAAGAGUUCUUAUGCUACUUCUCCUUCAUUGUGUGAUCAGGAAAUAAUUCAAAGAGAGCAACAAGGACAACUGGAUGAAGGGUUCCUUUCAGAAGUUAGCGCGCAAUUGAGAAACGCGAAAGAAGAUGGUGAUAAGCCAGGGCUUGAAGCUAUGCUGCAAAAAGUUCUGCAACUCUAUGCCUCCACGCUUCUUUCCAAACGUAGCUACGCCAAGAAAGGAGACGAGAUAUUGAAGGAUGAGCAGUUCCUUGAGACCAUAAUCAAAGCUCCUGAGGAAGAGUGGAACAGGCUUAUGAUCAACGGGUUGACCGUGGCGAAAGGAGACAUUUCCCCAGAGGAACUCUAUGCUGUCGUCAAGAAGCGAAUCGAGAGGGUGCUGAUUCGUACGGAAGGAGGAUCAUACCAGCAGCGCAUCCUGAGCGAAUAUCUAAAGGGCAUCCAAUUUCGUGCCGAGGAAGUCGUCCUUGUUCUUCAAGGAAGAACAUAACUCACUUAUCCACAGUUUCGUUAAGCACAGUAUAGUUGCAUUGCAGAGAAACAUAUGUACACUACAUAGAGUAUACACACCACUCCGUGAUCUUCAAUGGCUUUAAGAAUUUCUCAGGAUUCUUGUAACUAAUGCAUAUGUUUCCUUUUGGGACUGCACAAACAAAUCCACCGAUUCCCAGAAUUCAGGAAAAAGAAUUCACUACGGAGAUCAUCAUGAUCUAUGUACACCAAUAAGGACGAUUCUUUCAAAUUCAACCAUCCAUCCACCCAUAGCUACAAUAUUUCCAUCCAGUAACAGAAGCAACAACCAAACUGGACAUUCCUACUACCCCUAAUUUACAUUUGCAAUCCCUAGAAAUCAGACUAGGAGAAGACGAACCCUAAAAUCCAUGAAUUUUGCAGAAUUCACAUGAAGAAAAAGAGAGAAAAAGAAAAGAAAGGAUAGUUCGUUCCGUGUUUCCCCCAAACUGUUACCUUCCCGAUCUGGUUGAUGCUGUUUUAUUUACUUCUUCACCGCCAUUUUUUUUUCCCGACGAGGGGUUUCUUCAGGCUUUGUGCUUCCCAUAAGCGCACCCUCGCUUGACGUAACUGUAAGGAUUGCGCUUGGCGUUGCUGAUCUUGUUCUGGCAACCUUUCUUCCCCACUUUCCUCAUCCUCUGCUUCCCCGCCAUCUUCCCGCUCAAGUUCCACGCCGCCAGCUCGUCGUACUCAUCGUCCUCUUCCUCGUCUUCUUCAUCUUCCACCUCUCCCUCCCCGUAAAAUCGACCACCGUACAGAUCAUAGACCUGCCCUUCCACAAUCCUCUCAACGAAAGACCGACCGAGAUCCCCUGUACCAGCGACGAUCACGCCGCCACCCACCGCUUCUUUCCCCGAUCCUCCGAUUCCGUCAUCAUCUCCUCCAGUGUACUCUUCCUCCACCGCCUCGGGUGCAGCAACGGCGGCGAUCAGCAGAGACGGUGGCGAUGCCGACGCGUCGUGCAAGGAGACGAAGCCGUUCUCGUCACUGAGCAGCGACUCGGUGUCGGAGGAGUCGGCGUCGGAGGCGUUGAUGAACUCCCAGUACGAGGACAGUUCGGCGGCGGCGGAUGCGUCCACCACCACCGCGUCCUCGAUCGGCUCCAUGGUGACGGUUCCGGCAGCGGCGGUGAAGACGGAUCGGAGGAAGGAGAAGGACGAGGAGGAAGCGGUGGCGGAUUUCUUGGCCAUUAUUUUCCGGUGGGAUUUUCUCUCUUUCUUUCUUUCUUUGGGUUGGGGUUUUUUGCUCUCACGGGAAGAUACGACUUUUUUGCUGCUGAAAAAUGGGUUUGAGUGAGACGCUCGGUUUCCUUCAGCUAACCCCACUGCUGCUGCAUUUACUCCUUUCUUUCCCCUUUCUUUCUUGUGGCUCUCCGUCGCACGUACCGGAGAGAGAGAUGGG
This is a messenger RNA of Linum tenue, 2621 nucleotides long. NCBI's taxonomy places the organism in Eukaryota, Viridiplantae, Streptophyta, Magnoliopsida, Malpighiales, Linaceae. The record is from the annotation of a GenBank genome assembly.